AUGCUCAGCAACCGCUACUGCUCGAUCGUCUCCGUGGUGCUUGUCGGUCGCCAGGGCCCCACGGAGCUGGCGGCCGUUGGCCUGGCAGUGAGCCUCGCCAAUGUCUCGGGCUACAGCAUCCUCGUCGGUGUUGCCUCGACCCUGCAGACCACGGCCGGGCAAGCCUUCGGUGCGCGGAACUUCGCCGAGGUCUCGCUGAGCCUGCAGCGCUGCGGGCUUUUGUGCGGCGUCAUGUUCUGCGGCAUCGCGGUUCUGUGGAUGAACGCGGCGUGCCUGCUUCGCUUGGCUGGGCAGGAGCAGGACAUCGCCGCGAAGGCGGCGGAUUAUCUGGGGUGGCUGUUGCCUGGAGUUGCCUGCUACACGGUGACGCAGUGCCUGCAAAAUUGGUUGGCCGCACAGCGCGUGACCAGCCCGACGGGCUCUGGAGGCAUGCUCGUCGCCCUCGUGUACUUGCCACUCUGCUGGUCCAUAGUCCACCCGGCGGGGUUUGGUUUCGUCGGCGCUGCUGUGUCAACCUCGCUUGCCAAUUUCUUCCUGAUGUCGUGGAUCAUUUUCAGGACUCGGCGCUUGCUACGCACCAGUUUAGCGGACUCCUGGAAAGGCUUCUCGUGGGGCGCAUUCCGGGGCUGGUGCCCUUUCCUCCGCCUCGCGCUACCGAACUUCCUGAUGAUCUCCGAGUGGUGGGCAUCCGAGAUCACGGUGCUCCUCGCCGGCACGCUGCCGGAAGCGAAGUUCAGCUUGGCGGCUAUGUCUCUGAUGGCCACCACGGACUCCGUCUGUUUCAUGCCUCCCUUGUCCGUCGGCAUCGCCGCGAAUACCCGGGUGAGCAACGAGCUCGGCGCAGGCCAGCCCGCACGCGCCAAGCACGCGGCGUGCGUCUCGUGCUUGCUGGGCCUUGCGUGCGUGGCUGUUUUGUCGAUGGCCGUCGUCGCGGGCCGGCGCGCAUGGGCGCAGCUCUUCACCACCGACGUGGAGGUCAUAGAGCACGUGAUGCCGGUCUUGUCUAUUUCGGCUCUUUACGUGCUGGCUGAUGGCCUGGCUGCCAGCAUAGCAGGCUCACUCAAGGGCUGUGGGCGACAUGCGUUGCUGGCUCCCGUCAUUAUCGUGGCCUACUAUGCCGUUGGCCUGCCGGCGGCGGAGCUGUGGUCUGGCCACACGCUGGUCCUGUUCCUGCGCGCCCGCGAGGAGGGCGAGGAGGGCCCCCUGGAGCUCGGGCGCAUCGGCGACGCGGCGGGCCGGCCGGUGGACGCGAAGCUCGGAGGGGCGCUGAAGCAGUUUGUGGAGGAGGAGAGCUUCGAGGCGAAGGCCGCGUCCUGCAAGGUCGUGCAGGUCUUCGGCCAGGACGUGAAGCGCGUCGCGCUCGUCGGCCUCGGCGCCAAGGCCGACGACGUCGACUGGCGCGUCGCCGGCGCCGCAGCCGCAGGGGCGCUGCGGGAGCUCAAGGGCGGCUCCGUAGGCCUCGCCUGCGUCGACGGCGUGGAGGUGCGCGCGCUGCUGGAAGGCGUGAUGCUCGGGCUGCACAGCGACAAGCGAUUCCGCGGCACCAAGACCCCGGAGAAGGAGCGAAAGCAAGGCGGCCCCGAGACCGUGACCCUGCUCGGCGCCUUCCCCCCCGGCAGCGCCGCGGCUGCGGAGGAGGCGGCGGCAGUCGCGUCGGGCGUCAUCUUCGCGCGCGAGCUCGUGAACGGCUCCGCCAACGUAGUGAACCCAGGGACCUUGGCAGACGCGGCGGUGGACCUCGCCGGGCGGCUGGGCCUCACCGCGAAGGUGCUGGACAAGGAGGAGAGUGCGAGAAGAUGGGCAUGGGCUCCUUCCUGGCCGUCGGCGCAGCCUCGGACCCCCGAUCUGCCCCCGAAGCUCAUCCACCUCGUCUACACCGCAGAGGGCGAGGUGCAGCGCAAGGUCGGCAUCGUCGGCAAGGGCGUUACCUUCGACUCGGGCGGGUACAACCUGAAGGAGGGGGCGGGGGCGGGCUCGAUGAUCGAGAUGAUGAAGUUCGACAUGGGCGGGGCGGCCGCAACGCUCGGCGCGGCGGCGACCGUGGCGCAGCUGAAACCCAAGGGCGUGGAGGUGCACUUCGUCGUCGCCGCCUGUGAGAACAUGAUCAGCGGCAAGGAGGGCGUCCUGCGCCCGGGCGACAUCAUCACCGCCAUGGACGGCACCACGAUCGAGGUCAACAACACCGACGCCGAGGGCCGGCUGACGCUUGCGGACGCGCUGCUGUGCCGCCCCUUCCCGCGGG
This is a messenger RNA of Prorocentrum cordatum, 2242 nucleotides long. Lineage: Eukaryota; Dinophyceae; Prorocentrales; Prorocentraceae. The record is from the annotation of a GenBank genome assembly.